AUGCUGUUUGCUUACAAUACUCCUGCUGAACACCUCCUGUACCCCGCCGCGCGCGCCGUUGCGGCAGCAUCCCUCAAAGUGUCCCGGGGCGAGGAGGUCCCGGAGUACGAAGACUUGGCUACCAAGUACAACUUGCUUGCUCGCCGAGAGGCAAAGCGGAGGGCGCCGUCGGCCGCUGGGUCCACGUCUGUGGCUGCAGCGGCCGUGAGCACGGAGGCUCUGGCCGAGCUGAUACGUCGACAGAACGAGAUCCUGCUGGAUAUACGGGCUGAGCUGAGCGCGAUGCGGGAGAGGUCCGGGGCGGGGACGCCGCAGGUGGAAGACUCGGACGUGUAUGAGGAUGAUUAUGGGUUCGAUCCGGAAGGGGAGGGAGGAGCGGACUGA
Trichoderma reesei QM6a is the source of this 384-nucleotide messenger RNA. RefSeq lists its product as uncharacterized. The transcript has 3 exons. Bases 1 to 384 code for a protein of 127 amino acids. The record is from RefSeq and is a predicted model, not a curated record. Lineage: Eukaryota; Fungi; Ascomycota; Sordariomycetes; Hypocreales; Hypocreaceae.